UUCAUCUUAUCGGGGAUGACGUCACGUUCGCCUUAUAAUUCCAUUGAAGAGAAGCUUUCCAAAUCAGCAGCGAACAAGCAAAACACUGUUAAGGUUAAGUUUGAUAUUUGUAGCGUUAAUAUGGAUCCCGCACACAGAAGGACCCUCCGAACACAUAGACUAGAUCUUAUUAAAGAUCUUGAAGCCGAUAAAGUCGCUUCAACGCUUUAUGGAGUUGGAAUUUUAGACGAAACGGACUUAGAAGAUAUAAAAGCUGCCAAACCAUCGCAGGAAAAAGCUGAAAUUCUACUGGAUAAACUGCCAAAGAGGGGCCCAGAUGCCUUUAGCAAGUUUUGCGAUGCCUUGGAGGAUAUCUCACCACAUCUUGCAUCCUAUUUGAGACCCUCUCAAACGAAAGAUUCUGGGAAGCUAUCAGGAGAUGUAGAAGAUGGUGCCGCCCAGGGUCCUAUUGAAUCUGUUGAUGGUGGGAAUGCAGAAGGCGGUGGAUUGACUGUUGAUGGUGGGCUGAAUAUAUUUGGCAGCAGCUCCAAGUCAUCUAGCCCUUCGGGAGACCUUCAUAUUUAUAAGAUGGACAAGACACCAAGGGGUGUAGCAGUCAUUAUAAACAACAAAGAUUUCCUUCCUGCAUCAGGCAUGCAUCGGUACCCUCGCAAUGGCACCAAUGUAGACAGAGAUUCCCUGGAAAAAACUUUUAAGGCCUUGCAAUUUGAUGUUGAAGUUCACAACAAUAAAACGACCUAUGAGACUAACAGAAUUAUCAAGGAACUUGGUCAGAGGAGUUAUUCUAACUACAAUGCUAUGAUCUUUGCCAUUCUUACCCAUGGUGAGGAAGGGAUACUCUACACCACUGAUGGAACGAUAGAGAUUCGAAGCAUGAUGAAGGCAUUCAAAGGUGACAACCUUGUUGGCAAGCCUAAAAUCUUUAUCUUCCAAGCCUGCCAAGGACAUGAGUAUAUGGAUGGUAAAGAUGCCACCGAUGCCGGCCCCGAGGAUGCCAAUCGUGUUCAAGUCCCAGUGGAGGCAGACUUCCUGUAUGCCUACUCCACCGUGCCAGGGUAUUACUCAUGGCGUAAUUCUGUUAAUGGAUCAUGGUUUAUCCAGUCCAUUUGUGAAGUGUUCAACAAGCACAUGCACAACAUGGAUGUGCUACGGAUGAUGACAAGAGUGAAUAGCUUAGUGUCUACCUACCAGUCUAGAACAGGUGACUACUAUUCUGAUAGAAAGAAACAGGUUCCUAGUAUUGUAUCUAUGCUCAGAAAAGAUCUUUUUUUCUUUCCCGAGAAUGUAACCCAGAAUUAGGUGACCACAUAGGACAGAGAAAAUAGUGCUCUAAGGAAUUCCAGAAGCACUCUGUUUCUAAUUUGUAUGCCAAAGAAAGAGAAACAAGAAAAAACAGAAGUAUUGAAGCAGACCAGAAUUUAGCCAGUGUUUUCGUAACAUAGGAUUCAAUGGUUAGCAGCAAAGGUUUUGUCGAAAAUUGACUUCUUUUUAUACAUCUUACUGUACUGGUAGUUGGGUUUGGCAAUUUCCCUAAAUUUGAAUGUUUUGCUACCAUUCUUUUUUUCAUUAGGAAGUACUGUAUUAUAAUAUAGGGUAUUUUAAAACAUAUAUCAAUGUUCUAUUGCUGGUGUUAAUUUGCUGUAAAUUGCAUAUUUAAAAAAAAAACCCUGUUGUUUAUCAUGAUUAAAAAAAUAAUGUUUAAGACUAGAAAGGAUACUAUUUUACUAACCAGGAAUGGAAGCUAUGCUGCAAUGGUUUUGAGGAAGACUGCAACAUAUGUAUAUAACCUAAUUGUUAAUUUUAAAAACAAUUGAUGUUAUAACUCAUCAUAGCAACAUAAUGUAUUUCUACAUAAAUAUUGAUUUCUUACAUUUGCAAACAUGAUAUUUUUUUGCACUUUAUAGAUAAUGGCAAGUAUGUGGAUGUUAGAACUCACCGUAGUGAUUGAUUAAACUUAACAAGCAACACUAACUACUAGUUUGAGAUGCAAAGACAGACAAAAAACAAAUGAUUGCAUGAAAAAGUAUGCAAACGUUUAUGGAUUAAGCUUAAUCACUCUGUAGUUCUGUAUCAUUUUAAGAUUUCUUGUAAAAUCAACCUUAAUGUUUUUUUAUUUAUGAAAGGAUCGUAGUUCUUGUUUUAGCUUGUUAUUCAUUAUACAAAGAAGCUAUAGGAUAAAACUAAUGAACUAAUAAACAAAACUGUAUGUGAGGCUAAAA
Nematostella vectensis (starlet sea anemone) is the source of this 2219-nucleotide messenger RNA. RefSeq names its product caspase-3. The transcript is spliced from 4 exons. Bases 16 to 1299 code for a protein of 427 amino acids. The record is from RefSeq and is a predicted model, not a curated record. Gene Ontology annotation, biological process: regulation of apoptotic process; proteolysis; apoptotic process. Lineage: Eukaryota; Metazoa; Cnidaria; Anthozoa; Actiniaria; Edwardsiidae. Gene Ontology annotation, cellular component: cytoplasm.